AAACCACUGUUCUCAAUCUAUUUAAUUCGAAAACUUUGAACAUACGUGAUACUUUCUCAUCUCAACCCCCUAUAUUCCCAUCGAUUCUCAUCAAUUUCCUCACUCUUAGUUGAUUUUUCUAAACCCUUUAAUUAGAUGACUAUGACCAUGUCAAGAGUGAUGUGUAGACCAACGCAGCCACUGAAAAACGUUCCUACUAAUACAUCCAGUGGCCAAAACCAGAUAAUAAGGCCAAAAGAGAAGGUGGUGUUGGUGAUGGGAGCAACCGGAAGCGGCAAAACGAGGUUGUCGAUCGACCUAGCCACAUGUUUCCCAUCAGAAAUCAUAAACUCCGACAAAAUGCAAGUCUAUUCGGGCCUCGACGUUGUCACAAACAAAGCAACAAAAGAAGAACAACGUGGGAUCCCUCACCACCUGCUAGGGACACAGAACCCCAACAAGGAGUUCACUGCCUCUGACUUCUGCGACAUGGCGUCACACGCCAUUGAAUCCAUCACAAACCGCGAGAAGGUUCCAAUAAUUGUUGGAGGCUCUAACUCAUACAUGGAGGCCCUUGUGGACAAGUUCGGGACACGUUACGAAUGGUGUUGUCUCUGGGUGGAUGUUUCCACGCCCGUGCUUCAUUCCUACGUUGCGCAGCGCGUGGAUCAAAUGAUUGGUGGCGGAAUGGUGAACGAGCUGAGACCCUUUUUCAGUCCCAACGGGGAUUACUCGAAGGGGAUAAGAAAGGCCAUUGGGGUGCCGGAGUUCCACGAGUAUUUUCGGAGAGAAGCGUUUUCAAGCACCGAAAUGAGGAUGAGGUUGCUGCAGGACGCGGUGAGGGAGGUGAAGAGGAACACGUGCCACUUGGCAUGCAAGCAGCUUGGGAGGAUUCAGUGGCUGAGGAGUGUUAAGGGAUGGAAGAUUCACCGUGUUUGUGCCACUCCCGUGUUCCAGAAACGUGGCCAGGAAGCGAAUGAUGCGUGGAAGAACGUUGUGGCACAGCCGUGUGCCUCCAUAGUUUCCCAGUUUCUCUAUAGUGCCAAUGCUGUUUCUGGGAGAGUGCCAGCUUCUUUGCAGCAAAAUAGUCAUUAAACCAACAUGGUGUGGCACAUGCUUCUAAAUCACGUUUGCAAUCUCGUCUUGAUCCUUCAUGUCUCGGCAAAUGCAAUCUUUGUGUGAUUGCAAUGACUCCAAAAGCUUUUUAUGUUGCCCCACUGCAAUUGUGAUUAUAGAUCACAAUUUAAAAUCAUGGUGUGAAAUUGAGUUAUUUGAUAGAUACCUUUUUUUCUUAAAUAUUAUUUCAAAGUUUAAUUUUUUAAUAAAUCUAUUAGAAGAGUUUAACUCUUCCAA
This is a messenger RNA of Glycine soja, 1332 nucleotides long. RefSeq names its product adenylate isopentenyltransferase 3, chloroplastic-like. The transcript has a single exon. Gene Ontology annotation, molecular function: tRNA dimethylallyltransferase activity. The record is from RefSeq and is a predicted model, not a curated record. Gene Ontology annotation, cellular component: mitochondrion. Lineage: Eukaryota; Viridiplantae; Streptophyta; Magnoliopsida; Fabales; Fabaceae. Gene Ontology annotation, biological process: tRNA modification; cytokinin biosynthetic process. Bases 136 to 1074 code for a protein of 312 amino acids.